AUGCUUGCGACGGCCGAGCGUGAAGACGAAAGACGGCAGCAAGGAAGAUUCCAAGCAAACAUACGAGACAUAGUUUUUGAAAACCCGCUUCAAAAUAUAAGUGAUGCAAACUUUAUAAAAGACUACCGUCUACACAAAGAGGCAUUCACUGACCUAUGCGAUGUAUUGUCCCAAGAAACCGACUUGAAAGGGUCACAAAGAGUGUCUCUUCAAGCUAAGGUUUUAUGUGCAUUAUUAUUUUUUGCACAUGGCAGCUACCAGAGGGUAACAGGUAAGGCGCACCACUUCUCUCAAGAGGCGGCCAGCGUCUACAUUGAAGAAGUGACGAAGGCGCUAAACCACCCCAACGUGUUAAAUAAAUAUAUUAAAUUUCCGUGCACACGAGAAGAUCGGAAUGCCAUUAAACAAAGUUUCUACAGUAUAUAUGGUAUCCCGGGAGUGAUUGGGUGCUUAGAUUGCAGCCAUUUUAAAAUUUUCACCCCCGACAAGGGAGAAGAACAUUUAUACUUCUGCCGGAAACAUUAUCAUUCGAUUAAUGUACAAAUGAUAUGUGACCAUGAAUGUAGAAUAUUAGCUGUAAAUGCUAAGUAUGGAGGAGCUGCCCACGAUAGCUUCAUUUGGGAAAAUAGUAACAUUAACGAUCACAUGCAACUAUUGCACACGCGCAAUGAAAUUGUUUGGCUUCUGGGUGAUUCAGGGUAUCCUCAACGGCCAUGGUUAAUGACACCCUAUGUAGACGCAAACCCGGACUCUGCAGAGGAGAUUUACAACGCCGCACACACUACUGCUAGAGUUUUGAUUGAAAACACUUUUGGGCGUUUGAAAAAUCGUUGGCGUUGUUUGCACCAGGAGAGGGCGUUGCACUACAGGCCAGAGAAGUGUUCGCGGAUCAUAUUAGCAUGUUGUGUAUUGCAUAACCUUGCUAUACAACAUAACGUGCCGUUUCCCGAAGAAGUGUCAUCUGCAGAACCUCAAGGUUUUUUAUAA
Molecule: messenger RNA, 987 nt
Organism: Cydia splendana
Lineage: Eukaryota; Metazoa; Arthropoda; Insecta; Lepidoptera; Tortricidae
Product: putative nuclease HARBI1
Exons: 5
Coding region: 1-987 (328 amino acids)
Source: RefSeq, a predicted model, not a curated record